AGCAUGGCGCUACAGGCAAAUCUCACAUGAACGACUGCAUGGCGUUCCGUCGAAAGCGUGCUCUCCGUAGCGCCUCGUCGCCAGCGCACGCGGGCCGGGGCUGACAAGAACGCAAACAAGCUGUUGACAACUUGACACCAGACUCGCUGGACUGUCAACAAAUGCGAAUGCCAGGGAGUAUAGGUGGCCACAUAGUCUAAAACUCUAUGAAAGAAGAAAGAAGAGGAAGAAAUGCAUAUGUUUUAAAGAACAUUAUAUUUCGUAAAUAGUUUUUAGAUGAGAUACAUAAGCUCACGGUGAAAAGGAGUGCCUGUACAUUAAGUCGGUACAAUGUAUAUGCUAAAUGCCGGAGUAUUUUUAUUAUGCCUUUCUGUGACAGCGGCAUCAGAUCGCCCCAACAUUGUUAUAAUUGUGGCGGAUGAUCUAGGUUUCAAUGAUGUGGGAUUUCAUGGCUCAACACAAAUUCCUACGCCCAACAUUGAUGCCUUGGCCUAUUCAGGGUUGAUCCUGAAUAACUAUUAUGUUCAGCCAAUAUGUACGCCAUCCAGAAGUGCCUUGAUGACUGGCAAGCAUCCGAUACAUACAGGUUUACAACACUCAACUAUAGGUGGCUCACACCCUUAUGGCCUAGACCUGAUAGAAACUCUCCUCCCCCAACGGUUGGCCAGACUCGGUUACACAGCUCAACAUGUUGGCAAGUGGCACCUUGGCUUCUUCCAAAAGGAGUACACGCCAACAUUUAGGGGUUUUGAGUCACACUUUGGGUAUUGGUCAGGAAGAAUAGAUUACUACGAUCAUACAGCCUUGGAAAAUCCUGGCUACUGGGGAUAUGACAUGAGGAGAAAUAUGAGUGUUGCACGUGACUGCUAUGGUAAAUACACCACAGACCUCUUUACGGAUGAAGCGGUGAAGAUCAUAAGCCAACACAACACAUCGAAGCCCCUCUUCUUGUACCUUGCUCAUCUUGCCGUUCAUUCAGCAAAUCCUUAUGCCCCUCUGCAAGCACCUGAGGAGGUUGUGCAGAAGUUCUCAUAUAUCAAGGAUGUACACAGGAGGAAAUUUGCAGCAAUGCUGUGGAAACUGGAUGAAUCUGUAGGCAGAGUUGUAAAAGCACUGAAUGACCAAAAGAUGCUCCACAACUCAGUUAUCCUCUUCACAACGGACAACGGUGGUCCAGCUGCUGGCUUUGACUUGAAUGCGGCUUCAAAUUGGCCUUUGAGAGGGGUGAAAGCAUCUAUGUGGGAAGGGGGAGUGCGAGGGGCAGGACUCUUGUGGUCACCUAAGAUCUUGAAUCCAGGAAGAGUCUCUCAGCAAAUGCUUCACAUCACCGACUGGUUGCCUACGUUGGUUUCUGCUGCAGGUGGUGAUGGAUCAAGUAUAAAAUCCCUUGAUGGCAUAGAUAUGUGGAAAACCUUAACAGAAGGUAGAGAUUCACCACGUAAGGAAUUCCUGGUGAAUUAUGACCCCAUAUUAGAUGGUGCUGCUGUAAGAUUCGGAGAUUGGAAGUUAUUAUACAACCCCCAAGGUCCAGAUCACCACUGGGAUGGCUGGUUUGGCCCCUCAGGUCGUAAUGAGACAGCUCCAGAGACAAGCUUGAAGGUGAUAAUAGAGAUGAUCCUCAAUUCAACAGUAGCCAAAGCAGUGAGGUCUGCAACACCCGAUGCUUACCAGAACCUAACGUCUGUGAGGAAGGAUGCUGAAAUUCAUUGUGGACCCAUCCCAGGAAACGCAACUAAAGUAUGCAAUGUUACUACCUCUCCAUGCCUGUUCAAUAUUUUGCAUGAUCCCUGUGAAUAUACAGACCUCGCUGCCAGUCACCCUGAUGUGAUGGCCAUCCUAAAAGCUAGAUUACAGGACUACAUUGACACUGCGGUACCCCCACGUAACAAGCCCUGGGAUGCGUCAGCUAAUCCCAAAUACUGGGGUUAUGCAUGGACCAACUGGUUAGAUUAUCCACCUCCCGUAGCAGAGCAGAUUGAUGGAAGUGUAACACAGACUGCAUUCGCCAAUGACAUUUCAGGUGAUAUGCAACCUGAAUGAUGAGAAAUUAUUAUGCUGCUAUUCUCAUAUUGUUUGUGAUGUAUUUACUGGAUAAAAUGAAAGUAUCCAGAAAUUAUUUGACUCAAGUAGACAUUGAUUAUUGUGGUAUGGUUGUGAUUUUUUGUUUUUUAUAAUAACCUUUGUUCAAGUAGAAAAUAAAUAAAUAAAUAAAGAUAAAUAAAAUAAAUGACUAAAUGAAUAAAUAAAUAAAUAAAUAAUAUGUAUAUGUAUACAUAUAUGUACAUAUAUGUACAUAUAUAUAUAUAUAUAUAUAUAUAUAUAUAUAUAUAUAUAUAUAUAUAUAUAUAAUAUAUAUUAAUAUAUAUAUAUAUAUAUAUAUAUAUAUAUAUAUAUAUAUAUAUAUAUAUAUAUAUCUAUAUAAUCUAUAUCUAUAUGUAUAAUGUAUAUGUAUAUUAAUAUAUUAUAUAUUAUAUAUAUAAUAUAUAUUAUAUAUAUAUCAUAUAUACACACAUAUAUGUGUAUGUAUACAAUAUGCUUAUGUAAUAAUGUGAAUAAAAAGAAGAAUUAUGUACAAUAUAACUCUUGCAUAACAUAAUGCUUAGAUUUAUAUAUCCUCUAUAAGAAGUAUAUGUAAACCUUCUCUGGGAGAUGAGGGCAGCUGGUUGUCUUUGAUUUUGUUUUUAUUUUUCUGAAUAGGAGCAAAGUAAGAUAAGUGAGAGGCAAAGACCAAGGCAUGAGUGAUAGGUUGAUGCUUGUGAUUUGUCCAAGAUGGUUGGAUGAAAGAUGUCGACAUUUAUAGCAUAAAAAAAGGAUAAAGGCUCUAAGGUGAUAGGAGCUUAAAUCUAGAUAAGAGGAGGUCCAUGAUAAAUGUAAUAUGUCAGCAGAUGAAGGUCUGUAAGAUUUGUUCAAAGAUUGCAUCAGCUGCUGUAAAGGAGUUAAGGAAGGAAAAUAAAGGAGAAACUUGUUCACUCCCAUUUAAGCUUAAAAGAUAUAUAUUGAAACUUCUUCUACAUCAUAUGUUGUUGCAAAUGAGUGCAAGUUGAUUUUGCUUAACUAUUUGCCUUUGUUAAGCUUUUGUAAAUACUUUGUAACAUCGACAGAA
This is a messenger RNA of Penaeus monodon (black tiger shrimp), 3103 nucleotides long. RefSeq names its product arylsulfatase B-like. The record is from RefSeq and is a predicted model, not a curated record. The transcript has 11 exons. Bases 331 to 2040 code for a protein of 569 amino acids. NCBI's taxonomy places the organism in Eukaryota, Metazoa, Arthropoda, Malacostraca, Decapoda, Penaeidae.